Molecule: messenger RNA, 2067 nt
Organism: Cololabis saira (Pacific saury)
Lineage: Eukaryota; Metazoa; Chordata; Actinopteri; Beloniformes; Belonidae
Gene: asb13a.2
Product: ankyrin repeat and SOCS box containing 13a, tandem duplicate 2
Exons: 6
Coding region: 84-935 (283 amino acids)
Molecular function (GO): protein binding
Source: RefSeq, a predicted model, not a curated record
CGGUCACGUGACUCCUGCGGUGCGUCAUGGCCGCGGAGGACAGGUCUGUUUAGCAGCAGGUCGAGUGGUCGGAGUGAAGGAGGAUGGCGGUCCAGAACCAGAACCAGAACCCUCCAGCGGACUACGGAGACAUCGGCUGCUGGGCUGAGAGGACGGAGGUCCACAAGGCUGCGUCCCUGGGCCAGGCGUCCCGGCUGCAGCAGCUCAUCCAGGGCGGGGCGUCGGUCAACAUGGUGGCGGUGGACUCCAUCACGCCGCUGCACGAGGCCUGUGCUCGAGGACAGGCCCCGUGUGUGAAGCUGCUGCUGGACGCUGGAGCGCAGGUGGACGCCCGGAACGUGGACGGCUCCACCCCCCUGUGUGAGGCCAGCGCCGCCGGGAGCCUGGAGAGUGUGCAGUUCCUGCUGGAGCGCGGGGCCACGGCCAACCCGGCCCUCACCUCCCGCACCGCCUCCCCUCUCCACGAGGCCUGCAUGGGAGGGAACUCGGAGUGCGUGCAGCUGCUGAUCGGCGUGGGGGCGCGUCUGGAGGCGUACGACCUCUACUACGGGACGCCGCUGCACGUGGCCUGCAGCCACAAGCACACGGACUGUGUCCGGGCUCUGCUCACGGCAGGUGCUAAAGUGAACGCCGCCAGGCUGCACGAGACGCCGCUGCACCACGCCGCCAAGAGCAGCAGCACGGCCAUGAUCCAGCUGCUGGUGGAGGCGGGGGCCGACCUCUACGCCCGGGACAAGCACAACCGCACACCGCUGGACUGCAGCCGGCCCGGCUCCGCCUCCGCCGCCUGUCUGCAGGAGUACCAGGCGGCCCCCCUGAACCUGCAGCAGCUCAGCAGGUUGGCGGUGAGGAGGACGCUGGGAACCCGGGCCCCCCGGGCCAUCGGCCAGCUGGACACGCCCACACUCAUCCAGAGCUACCUGCGCUACCAGUGAGGCCGUCGCCACGACGACAAGGGGACCACAGGGGACACCAGGCGGCUCGGACCGGUUCCCAGGGCUGCUGGGAACCCGGCACCGGCGGGCCCCUGGGAACCCGGCACAAACGGGAACCCGGCCCCGGCGGGCCUCUGGGAACCCGACACCGGCGGGCCCCUGGGAACCCGGCCGCGGCGGGCCCCUUGGAACCCGGCACCGGCGGGCCCCCGGGAACCCGGCACCGGCGAGCCCCCGGGAACCCGGCCGCGGCGGGCCCCUGGGUACCCGGCCCCUGGGAACCGGGCCCCUGGGUACCCGGCCCCUGGGAACCGGGCCCCGGCGGGCCCCUGGGAACCCGGCCCCGGCGGGCCCCUGGGAACCCGGCACCGGCGGGCCCCUGGGAACCCGGCCCCGGCGGCCCCACCUGCUCUUCUGUUCCUGAGACUCAGCAGUCUCCUUUCUGUCAGACUGAGCCACAUCAGCUGUCACGCCACCCAGACACUUCUGAACAGAAACACUGUAAAUAAUAAAAGAAUCAUAGUAACAUUUAGAGCAAACACUUUCACUAAAGUCUCCUUUUAAUGAGACAAUUUGUACCACAGAUUGUAGUGAAUGAAUGUUCUGACCGGAGCCACAAAACAGGAUUGCAAUCAAUCAAUCAAGCAUCCAAUGUAUUUAAAUUCACAAGGUGAAUGUUGAUUCUGUGAAGUUUUCAGGAUGAUGGUUCUAAAUAAAGAAAGAACAAAUUAGAUUAUCUUGACAAAUAAAUCAUGAAUUCACUCAACCUCUCCAAUAACCAAAAACAUGAUUCUCAAUUUAAUAACAUUUAACGAAUCAGAUCAAUUCUGUCCAUUCUUCAUGGACUUCACAACCCUUGUACUGUCUUCGGGUCAAAAUGACCUAAUUCUACUGUUCCUUCUUUCCUCCUGCUCUCUCCUUCCUUCUCCCUUCUCCCUUCCUCUUUCCUUCCUUCCUUCCUUCCUUCCUUCCUUCCUUCCUUCCUUGAGUUUAAGAAAACUCAAAUAUCCUAUCUCAAAAAAUUAGAAUAUUCUGGGAAUCUUAAUCUUAAACUGUAAACCAUAAUUAGCAAUAUUAAAAUAAUAAAAGGCUUGCAAUAUUUCAGUUGAUUUGUAAUGAAUCCAGAAUGUAU